Molecule: messenger RNA, 642 nt
Organism: Aspergillus pseudonomiae
Lineage: Eukaryota; Fungi; Ascomycota; Eurotiomycetes; Eurotiales; Aspergillaceae
Exons: 1
Coding region: 1-642 (213 amino acids)
Source: RefSeq, a predicted model, not a curated record
AUGGCCAGUAAUAAGCUCUAUCAACCUCUGCUGUCAACAACCCAGCUACAGCGACCCCGUCACCAAGCAGUUUCCACGGUUUCAAGUUUCACUGAUAAUUGGUCCCGGCCUGACCGACCGACAUCAGUUGAGUUCCAGAUUGUACAGCACGGGGGCCAUAGCUCCGCCGUGGAGUUGCUCCCAUGUCGGUUACAGUGGUCGAAGCAGGAACUCUAUACUGAGAAGGAUCAUCUUUUGCGAGCAGUAUAUGAGGCAUCCUAUUUACGAGCUGAGAAUGCCUAUUAUCGCAAGGUUCGGCGAGCAUCGAUCCUGCUCCAAGCUGAAAUCGAAACUGUUCUCCUGGCGUAUACAGCAGUUCAAGAAUUACGUGCUUGCCUCCACCGCCUUGAUACAUUAACCACAAAUAACAAGCGACAAUCUGUCUUGUUCAGACAAAGCGUGCUUGGUACCAUAUGGUCUCGCAACACAAGCUUGCUCCGUACUGCAAUUGAUGACUACCGCGUUAUGAUCGACAGGAUUGAUACUAGUUUUACAAAGCUUCAGAAAUCGCAACAAGAAUUCACUGCAGCUUUAAAACGAAUUGACCAAGAGUAUGCUGACUUCUUCGCUAUACAACUAGGCGAGGAAGCAGUAAAAUUUUAA